Molecule: messenger RNA, 1650 nt
Organism: Schizophyllum commune H4-8
Lineage: Eukaryota; Fungi; Basidiomycota; Agaricomycetes; Agaricales; Schizophyllaceae
Exons: 2
Coding region: 1-1650 (549 amino acids)
Source: RefSeq, a predicted model, not a curated record
AUGGAUUUCAUGAUCAAAACGUCUGGCCUGAAUUCGUAUGCGCAUACCUAUCUGAUGGCGUCUGGCAAGAUGCUUGUGCAGGCUAACUACUCGACCACUCUCUGGGAUCAUGAGAAGAACACCGAGACCGACCUCCCCGAUAUGCCAGGGCAGGUUGUGCGUGUCUACCCUGCUUCUGGUGCCGUUGCUAUGCUUCCCAUGACCCCGGACAACAACUACAGCCAGACCGUCCUGUUCUGCGGAGGCUCGGACAUGCCGGACGAGAGCUGGGGUAACUACUCUUGGCCGUUCAUCAAUACCUGGGAGUAUCCGGCGUCGAAGGACUGCCAGCGCUUGGAGCCGGAACCUCAGGAUGGCUCUGACCCCCAAUACGAGCAGGACGAGGAUAUGUUGGAAGGCCGCACGAUGGGUCAGUUCAUCAUCCUGCCCACCGGCAAGCUCCUGGUCGUGAACGGCGGUGUCAACGGCACGGCUGGAUACUCGACGAUGACGGGUGAGACCCCGACUUACGCCCAGAUGCCCUUCGGCAUGUCCCUUGCCUCCGGCCCCGCUGGCACGCCCGCUAUCUACGACCCCGAUGCGCCCAAGGGCAGCCGCUGGUCGAACGCAGGCUUCCAGACCUCGAAUAUCGCUCGUUUGUACCACUCCUCGGCCAUCCUCCUGCCUGAUGGCUCCGUUAUGAUCGCCGGGUCCAACCCGAACGUCGACGUCAACCUCACCACCUACUACCCGACCGAGUACAGGGCCGAGUACUUCUACCCUGACUACUUCUCUGCCACGACGCGUCCCGAGCCCAGCGGUGUCCCGACCAGCCUGUCGUACGGCGGCGACUACUUCGACUUGAAGAUCCCCGCCAGCUCGUACUCGGGCUCUGCGAACGAUGCCGCGGACAACACGAAGGUCGCGCUCGUCCGCCCCGGAUGGACCACGCACGCCAUGAACAUGGGCCAGCGCUACCUCCAGCUCAACAACACGUACACCGUUGAGGACGACGGCUCGAUCACCCUGCACGUCUCGCAGCUCCCGCCAAACCCGAACCUCUUCCAGCCUGGCCCGACGCUGUUCUUCGUCGUCGUGAAUGGCAUUCCCAGCAACGGCACGAUGGUCAUCGUUGGCUCCGGCAAGAUUGAGCAGCAGGCUACGGCCGACAACGCCGCGCUGCCCGACAAGAAGCGCCUCGACUCCGCGAGCGGCACCGCCGAUGGCUCAACGACGGGCGACAGCAACAGCUCAAGCUCGAGCGGUGGCACGUCGACCGGCGCCAUCGUGGGCGGUGUCAUCGCUGGCAUCGCCGUGUUGGGCAUCCUCGGUGCGGUCAUUGGCAUCUGCGUCUCCCGCCGCCGCCGCGCAGCCGCGCGUCAGCCACCCCAGACGGGCUACCCGAUGACGAUGACGCCGAACGCGGGCGGCGCGCGCGGGGCCGCGAUGCGCAACUCCGACUCGAGCGCGUUCAUGCCGCUGCAGCACGACAACCAGAGCGCGGCGUGGACGGCGAGCCAGGACAAUUUGGCCGGCCCGUACCGGGACCAUAACGACUACUAUGGCCGGGAGAGUGGGAACGGGAUGAGCAUGGACUUCGACCCGUACUCGAGCCAGGCGCGCUUGAGCACGAGCUCGCCGCGGCCGGGGCAGCAGCGGCAGGUGUACUAA